AUGCAAUCAUUGUGGUCGAAUAGUUCAUUACCAAUUCCAUUUGUCAAGGAAAGCUAUUUACCAAUUGUUGGUCAUUUCAUACCUUUUCUACGUGAUAGAUCAAAAUUUCUAUUGAAAUGUCAACGCCUCUAUGGAUCACGAUUUGUCAUUCAGAUAUUUUCUCAACGCAUGAUAUUUCUUCUUGAUCCAUGCGAUUGGCCUGCUAUUAAUCGUAAUGUUAACUUAUCCUUACCAGCAAGAGAUAUAAGCACAAAGCUUUUUGGCUUAAGACCAGAAUUUAUAAAUGACAAAGAAACACAGGACGAAUUUCAUCGUUUCAAUAAACAAUAUCUUCAAAGUACUCAAUCAUUAGGUUCUCUUAUAUCACGAUUUGUGAAAUGUGUACGCGAGACAAUGAUGCAUGAUCGUGCAAACAUUGGUGUUCGUAGAUGGCAGGAAUGUGGACUACUUGAAUUGAGUCAUCAUAUGAUAUUUGAAGCAUCAGGUCGUACUCUAUUCGGUGACAUAAAUCCAUUGGUGCUUGAAAAGUCAUUUUCGAUCUUUGAUAAGAAUAUUCAUUACUUUGUGGCUUCACUACCUCAAUACAUACAGUCUUUGUUUCUGCGACGUGAAAUUCAUGCUCGGAAUCAGAUUGCUGCCUAUUUCGAUUCACAUCCACAUGCACCAAAUGAAAGUGAAUUUGUUCGACAUCGUGCAUCUCUUAUACUUGAAAAAGAUGAUCGAAAACCCAAUGAUUUAGGAAGGUUUCAAACAACGAUCUUCUGGGCAUCUGUUGCUAAUACAAUACCGGCUACGUUUUGGUCUUUAUUCUAUAUUCUUCAAGAUCGAAAUGCACUCGAAAAAAUCAAUGAAGAAAUUCGUACUCAUCUUCCUCCUUUUUCUCUAUCCGAUUGCAACGAUCCGAAUAUUAAUUUGUGGACAUAUGACGCAAUAGCUAAGUGUGUUUAUCUCGAAAGUGCUAUCAACGAAACACUACGUCUAAAAGGUGCACCCAUGGUCCACAAGAGCUGUACUCAAGACACCGUAAUUCAACUGGCUGAUGAUAGAGUAUUACCUAUUAAAAAAGAUGAUUCAGUUUUUCUUUUUCCAGAAGCAACCCAUUACAAUGAACACUAUUUUUCUGAACCAGACAGCUACAAAUUUGAUAGAUUCAUUGGCAAAACAACGGAUACAAUCAAAGGUUUGCUACCUUUUGGGACCGGAAAGACGAUGUGUCCAGGUCGCCAUUUUUCCAAAGGAGAAAUAAAAGUAUGUUUGGCACUAAUUCUUUAUCUUAUUGAAUAUGAAUUUAUUGAUGCAAAUGCAAAACCAAAUAUUCAGAAAAGUCGAAUUGGUUUUGGUAUAGCAAUACCUGAUCACGACGUGUCUAUUCGAUAUCGAUACAAACAGUAG
Molecule: messenger RNA, 1392 nt
Organism: Rotaria sp. Silwood1
Lineage: Eukaryota; Metazoa; Rotifera; Eurotatoria; Philodinida; Philodinidae
Source: the annotation of a GenBank genome assembly